AUGAGUGCCACAAUUAAUGUUAAACGUAAGAGAAAACGUGUAAAAGUCGAGUGCUUAGAAUGUGGCAGUACAUUUGACGAUGAUUUUAAGAAAAAGCACGAAGAGAAGUUACAUAAUGGUAAACGGAUAAAUGUGAAACAAGUUGGCGCUCCUAAAAACCCAUUCGAAAGUGCGGCUAAAACUUCACGACUUUUAUCCAAACAGAUUAAACUGCAUAAUAUGAUUCCGUCAAGUUCAACUCAAACAAUAUGUAAUGUUAUCCAAACUGAAGCUAAACCUGAAGGAAUAACAGAAUCUGUAUUAGACAAGACUGAAGCAAAACCUGAAGGAAUAACAGAAUCUGUAUUAGACGAGACUGAAGCAAAACCUGAAGGAAUAACAGAAUCUGUAUUAGACGAGGUCACUUCAACAUGUUUUUCAACUCAAUCAGUCCCUACAAAAGAUUCAACGAAUGUGGUUGACCAUGAUAAAAUGGAUGUAAAUUGGUUGUUAUGUGCUGGUCAGUUAGAAAAUAUUUUUGCAGAUUUAACUGAAUGUGGUAUCGUUUUAUCUAAACUAAAAACUGAAGUAUUACCAAAUCCAAUUAAAUUCAUACUAGAAAGUGUCCAGAUUAUUAGUAGAAUAAAAUCUAAGUCUAAAGAUUUUUUAAAAAAUGCAAAUAUUGUUUUGGAACAAUUUUCAGAAGGUACUUCAACUUCAUUGUCAAAUAAUAUUAUUGAUGAAUUUAUAAACCAUGAUCCAGGUGGUCGUGGGCCAAUUAUUUCAACAUCACAACGCCAAUAUCUUAUAGCUUUAGGGCCACAUCAGCCUAAACUAACUAGAUAUCCCAUAAAUCCUAACAUUAAUAAAUGUAAACAGCACAGUUUUAGUUCUAAAUGGUAUAAUGAAUAUCCAUUGAUAGAAUAUAGUAUUUUGAAGGAUUCUGUAUACUGUUUUGUAUGUUCACUGUUUCCACAUGGUCCUGAUAAAUUGUAUUCUAAUGCAGCAUGGAUUUCAACUGGAGUUAAUCAGUGGCAUAAAAUGAAGAGUUGUGGUGCUAAAAAGUUGGGAAAACUUGAGCAACAUUUUUCUUCUACUUCACAUAAGGCAUGUUUAAGCGACUACUAUCAAUUCAUGACUAAUUCAAAUCACAUUGAUAUAAUUUUGAACAGAACUAAUAGAAAAGAAGCAAUACAAUUAGAGCAAGAAAAAGAUUUUAACAAGAGUAUUGUUAUUAUGUUAUUUGAUAUUGCUCGAACAUUAGCUCGACAAGGUUUAGCAUUUAGAGGUGAUGGCGAUGAAAGUGGUGGCAAUUUUAUGCAAUUAGUUAAAUUAUUGUCUAGACAUAACCCAUUAAUGGAUCGUUGGAUUAAGGAGACUUCUAAACGUUCAUAUAAAGUUCAUUAUUUAGGACCGAGAUCACAAAAUGAAUUCAUUGAAUUAUUGGCUAAUGAAACACGUAAAAUAAUUGUAGAUGAAGUAAAAGAAGCAAUCAUUUAUUCUGUGUCAGCUGACACAACUCCAGAUAUCACACAUGAGGAUCGUUUAGCUGUAUGUACAAGGUAUGUCAAUAAUCAAGGUAAGGCUGUUGAACGACUUUUAGAGAUUUCUAAAGGAACCGAUAAGACUGGUUUAGGUACAGCUAAACAAAUCAUUAAUAUCUUAGAAAAUAACUCGUUGAAUCCAGGGUUAAUAACUUUCCAAUCAUAUGACUUUGCUAGCAAUAUGUCUGGAAAAUUUAAUGGAGCCCAUGUGAAACUUUCAGAACUGACUGGUCAUCGAAUUCCGUUUAUACCUUGUCAAGCUCACAGGCUUAAUACUUUUUUAGAGCAUAGUUGUGAUGCAAGUACAAUUAUUGCAAACAUGGUUGAUACUUUAGAAAAUCUCUAUGUAUUUUUUUCUGCAAGUAGCAAGAGGUAUGGUUUACUUAAUAUAAAAUUAUCUGAAACUGAAAAUGCCUUACAGCUAAGAAAUUUAUCAAAAACACGGUGGACAGCAAGAGCAGAAAGUGUUAAAGCUGUAUGGGGCUCAUUAGAAGCUAUUAUCAAAAGUCUUGAUGAAAUAUGUACCGAUAACGGACAUUUUGACAAAUUAACAAGAUCCAAAGCACUUGGUCUUCAAAAACAAUUACUCUCAUUUGAUUUUAUUGUCUCUAUAGUUUUUAUGAAAAAUAUUAUGUACAAAUUAAAAUGUCUUACUGAAACUCUUGAAACUAAACAUUUAUGUAUAAUUGAUGCUAUAGCUUUAAUUGAUAGUACUAUUAAAAUGAUGACUGAGAUAAAAUCUGAUGAUCAAGCUAUAAAUAAUUUAAUUGACAGCGUUUUAUCUUUUGCAACCUUACUUGGAACAAACCCUGAAAGUUAUUUUAAAACACAUCAUCGUAGAAGACUAUGUCCAAAACGAAUCGACUCAAGACCAUCAACUGAGGUUGAAUUUACUAUACAUUUAUUUUACCGAAGAGAAUUUAAAUUAGUUCUUGAUACACUGAUCACAUUAUCAAAUAGCAACUUAAAACAAUGUAUUUCUUCUGUUCAGCCAUUGUUCCAAUUAUUUUCACAACCUUUAGAUAAAUCAAAUAUUACUUUUGAAAAUAUUACAAAUUCUCUCUCUUUAUUUCCAGUAGAUAGUACAGGCUCUAAUCUAAAAGAUCUAGAUUUAGUCCAAACUCAACUAGAGAUUUUAUUUAACAUGUUACAAGAUGAUUCAAAAAAUUUUGAAUCCUUAAUGGAAAAGUCUGAAGAAGUCAAACAUAUUUUACCGUGUGCUAAUUUAUUAUGUCGUUUGGCGUUAACUUCUCCAGUGACUGUUGCCUCAAAUGAGAGGACAUUCAGUAAAUUAAAAUUAGUGAAGACAUUUCUUAGAUCGACAAUGAAUGAUGACCGGUUAAAUUCUUUAGUAAUAUUAGGAAUAGAGAAAGAUAUUGUAGACCAAUUGAAUAUUAACAAAUUAGCACAACAAUGGUCAAAUUUAAAAGAACGUAGAAUACAAAUUUAA
Messenger RNA from Acyrthosiphon pisum (pea aphid), 2973 nucleotides. RefSeq lists its product as uncharacterized. The coding region runs from base 1 to 2973 and encodes 990 amino acids. The record is from RefSeq and is a predicted model, not a curated record. Gene Ontology annotation, molecular function: protein dimerization activity. Lineage: Eukaryota; Metazoa; Arthropoda; Insecta; Hemiptera; Aphididae. The transcript is spliced from 5 exons.